AGUGCAGUGCGAAUGAUUCCAAGUCCACAAAAUUCAAGAAAAUAGCUUACCUAUAUAACUUGCAUAUAAUAUGACAGUUGCAUCACAUUGAGAAACUAUAUUAACUAUGCUCAACGAUCAUUUCGGGUUUAUCCUGGUAUUUAUUCCAUAUCGUAGUAUCUUAUGGAAACACUCGUCCGUAGUGCGUUGACAAUGCACUAGCGUAUAAAAAUUUUAUAUUGCUGCAGUAUUAUAAAGUACCGACAAAAUGUGGAGGCGCGCUUUUAUGCGGCAGAUUGCGGCCGGUUCUGGAAUUAUUUCACUGGUUUUACUCGUAAAGGACCGUGUGAAUCGGAACCUCGUUUAUGCGGACGCCAUGAACCCGAAUAAUUUGUCUAAUCUUAAAUUGCGGCAUGUACAGGUGUUCGUACGACAUGGUGCACGUACCCCUCUACGAAUAUUGCCUUACUUGGAACAAGUCACAUGGUCGUUGGAUGACCUGAUGGCGGAUCCACCGGAUGUCGGGGUGCUGCCGUACGUUGUAAAAGAUUUACGAGGGCAACCUUUAGAAAUGGGCCUUUUUGAAAGCUUAUCCCGAAGCGUCACUUUUAAGGGCGGUGCUUUUGCCGGUCAGCUAACGAAACCAGGGAAGAGACAAAUGUAUGACCUUGGUCAGAAUUUGCGAAAGGAAUACAUCGAAGGACAUAAACUGCUGAAGCCAGACUUUGAUCGCGAUCAGACGUUCAUUCGUUCUACCAACAUUACGAGGACGACCGAAUCAGCGGUAUGGAUGGUGUCGGGGAUGUACAACACUGUAGCGAAUGACCCAAAAUAUGUAAAUAUGGAGCCACUCACUGUUUUCGCUACCACCGAAGAGGACGAAAUUCUGUAUCCGAACCAUACCUUUUGUGGUGCCCUCAAUCGCUUAAGCAAACGCAUCACACAGCAUAUGCACGAAAUCACUGGUUUGCUUGCCGAUCGUGAUGCCCUGGAACAGGCCAUCGAUUACGACCUGAAAACCCAUAAACGCCGUCUCGAUUUUGUUGACCUACGAGACGAGGUUGCUGCCAGAUUAGCCCACGAUAUGGAAGUGCAUCCAGUGCUCAGAGAGUGGUUCGACAAGAUCGACAAUUACGCCGUACAAAUUUUGGCGCGCAUGGUAACCGGUAACGAUCCUUCCUUGCAAAUACAACGGGAACUUCUUCGUUUGGCCUGUGGACCGGCACUGCGCAUGGUACUGGACAAUAUGUUUGGGGUCAUACAGCGCAAGAACCGCUAUAAGAUGGAGGUAUAUGCGUGUCAUGACUCCAUGAUGAUCUCGCUGGUGAUUGCACUGAAAAUCUUCAAUGGUCAGUGGCCGCCGUAUGCGGCGGAUUUGCGGUUCGAGUUGUUGGAGGAUGAGAAGGGGCAGUUCUUUGUGCGGGUGAAAUAUCUAGGCCAGGACCAGGAGCUGCCCAUUGAGGGAGGAGGAGCGUAUAGUGCGGUGGCCGUGUAUACCAUUGAGAAAUUUGAAGAAUUUCUCAGUGAGCUGGCUAUCAAUCAGCGCCACUUAAAAGACCUCUGUUCGUUGAAGUCGGCAUACACGGAACCGUUGCAAGAUCUUGAUGACUCCGAGGGCUCUUAUUUUACUGCAGGGAAGAAAGAAAAAUGAUGUUUAUAUAAAUAAAUUGUUACAUCUUCAACCAGCUGAUAAUUGUUACUGUUUCACUGUUUUAGUUAACUUGUGUUAAAUUGUGUUAGCAAGCAAUGCUUUCUAGCUUGCUACCGAAACUUGUGUUUGUAAAAAGUGAUGUGGAGGUGCUAAUGUGUGUUUCGCCUGCGUGCGCAUAACGGGGUACUAUAAAAUUUUGUUAGACAAACAAAACAAGAACAAAU
Paramacrobiotus metropolitanus is the source of this 1854-nucleotide messenger RNA. Its product is annotated as lysophosphatidic acid phosphatase type 6-like. Bases 248 to 1630 code for a protein of 460 amino acids. The record is from RefSeq and is a predicted model, not a curated record. The transcript has 5 exons. Gene Ontology annotation, molecular function: phosphatase activity. Gene Ontology annotation, biological process: dephosphorylation. Lineage: Eukaryota; Metazoa; Tardigrada; Eutardigrada; Parachela; Macrobiotidae.